Molecule: messenger RNA, 2086 nt
Organism: Hordeum vulgare subsp. vulgare (domesticated barley)
Lineage: Eukaryota; Viridiplantae; Streptophyta; Magnoliopsida; Poales; Poaceae
Product: 2-carboxy-1,4-naphthoquinone phytyltransferase, chloroplastic
Exons: 10
Coding region: 220-1326 (368 amino acids)
Biological process (GO): phylloquinone biosynthetic process
Cellular component (GO): membrane
Molecular function (GO): prenyltransferase activity
Source: RefSeq, a predicted model, not a curated record
CGCUUCGCUGGUCACCCCCGCCCAGCCCACUGCCUCUGCCGCGCGUCGACGUCUCCGAUCCCCCCAGCGGCCCAGCCUUAUCCAUGCACGCGCGCUAGCCCGAACCCAAGCACCGCACCGCCGCUCCCAGCUGCCCCUGGCCGGCGGCCGUGCCCCGCUCGAUGUUACGCCACUCCUAGUCUAACCCGAGCUCCCUCCCCCAGCCAGCGUUCGGAGCCGAUGCCGCUCGCCGGCAUUGCCCUCGCGCCUCUCCUCGUAUCCCCUCUCGCGCCUCCCUCUCCCUGUGCCCGUGGCGGCGUUGCAGUCUCCGCAGAGCCCCGGGGAAGGCGCCGCGCGCUACGGCGGGUGCGGUGCUCGGCCGCAGCGGCGUCCGGCGGAGGCGGUGACGCCGGCGAGCUGUCACGCGCCACGCUGCUCUGGAGGGCCGCCAAGCUGCCCAUCUACUCCGUGGCGCUCGUGCCGCUCACCGUAGGGGCUGCUGCUGCUUACAACCACGCGGGGCUGUUCUUCGCCGGGCGCUACUUCGGCCUCUUGGCAGCUGCUGUCCUCGUGAUCACCUGGCUCAAUCUGAGCAAUGACGUUUACGAUUCAGAUACCGGUGCUGAUAAGAACAAGAAAGAAUCUGUCGUCAACAUUGUUGGCAGUCGAGCAGUGACACAGUAUGCAGCGAACCUUUCUCUUCUGCUCGGGUUUGGAGGGCUAUUUUGGGCCUUUGCUGAAGCAGGGGACGUCAGGUUCAUCGUGUUGGUGCUAUGUGCAAUCCUCUGCGGCUAUGUUUAUCAGUGCCCGCCGUUCCGAUUGAGUUAUCGUGGCCUAGGCGAACCAUUGUGUUUUGCUGCAUUUGGCCCAUUGGCUACAUCAGCUUUCUACUUCUCAAACAGCAGCAGAAGCAUUUCAAGCGGGACUGCGCUUCUCCCUAUCACCAAAACAGUCAUAGCUUCAUCGAUUCUUGUCGGGUUGACAACCACACUGAUACUCUUCUGCAGCCACUUUCACCAGAUCGACGGAGACAGGGCUGUCGGAAAGAUGUCUCCCCUGGUAAGAAUCGGCACCAAAACAGGCUCGACAGUAGUAACGCUUGCGAUCGGCGCCCUCUACGCUCUCUUGGCGGCUUUCGGCAUAAGCAGAUGCCUCCCGCCAUCCUGCAUUGUCCUUGGCGCCCUGACUCUCCCUCUGGGCAAAUGGGUCGUGGACUACGUGCAGAGAAACCAUGAUGAUGACGCCAAGAUCUUCAUGGCCAAGUAUUACUGCGUGCGGCUGCACGCCGUGCUCGGGAUGGCGCUGGCUUCCGGCCUGGCGCUGGCCAGGAACGGCAUGCUUGCCUGACAGACAGACAUACACACGGGCCACCAUUGACAGUCUUGACACUCUGGAGGCAACAGAUAUCAGAGAAACGCUUCCUUCUUAUUGCAGUUUAACAAAUGGAAUAAAGAAAACACAGACAGACACAGACACAGACACAUCUUUCACAGCUACUCUACUCCAGUAGAAAUUCAAUGGCAGUUGUCUAGCCGGAGGCGUCCGGAUUGGGCAAGCAGAGGUUCAGAGGCAGGCUCACAGCAGCAGGCUCUAGCUUGUACGUACAUACCACCAGUACAGUAUCCCGUGAUCAUCUAGGUAGACUCUUUUCUCCAUGCAAAGGGAGAGGUAGCUUGGCGUGCGCGUCCGUCCUCGCAGCUACUGCUAGGGUAGAUCGCCGUUUGCUUGGCCUCCAGCAGCAUAUGAAUUGAAUUGAAUUCUGAUGAGGCAGGACGGGACAAGUCAGUCACAACAUGCUCCGGCCCUCUCCUCUCCUCUACCGACGGACGGACUGCCAUUACUACAUUAUUAUUACUUCCCCUCUUUACCAACCGGCGGUGGCAGAGAGUGGUGGUAGCCCAGCUGCUCCUGGUACGGCGCGCAGGCCAACUUGUGUGCUGCCUUUCCCACCUUGCCAUCUACUCCUAUGUUUGUACUGUAUCAUUGGCUCCCGGAUCUUCAAAUCGCAGGCCUUGCAGUAGUAUCUAGUAUUACUGCUACUGAUAAUGCUGCUGUAUGUUCAUCUCACUGCCCAAAUCAAAGUGAGAAUCACGGAUUCAUCAUGUAA